Molecule: messenger RNA, 2630 nt
Organism: Vombatus ursinus (common wombat)
Lineage: Eukaryota; Metazoa; Chordata; Mammalia; Diprotodontia; Vombatidae
Gene: SF1
Product: splicing factor 1
Exons: 14
Coding region: 64-1974 (636 amino acids)
Biological process (GO): regulation of mRNA splicing, via spliceosome
Cellular component (GO): nucleus
Molecular function (GO): zinc ion binding; mRNA binding
Source: RefSeq, a predicted model, not a curated record
GUCGCCGCCCCGGAGCCACCGUCACCGCCCCAGCCGCCGCCGGCGCCGGUCCCCGGGGGCACCAUGGCGACCGGAGCGAACGCCACGCCGCUGGAUUUCCCAAAUAAGAAGAGGAAGAGGAGCCGAUGGAACCAGGAUACAAUGGAACAGAAGACAGUGAUUCCAGGAAUGCCAACCGUCAUCCCCCCUGGACUUACAAGGGAACAGGAAAGAGCUUAUAUAGUGCAACUGCAGAUAGAAGACCUGACUCGCAAACUGCGCACAGGAGACCUGGGCAUCCCCCCUAACCCUGAGGACAGGUCCCCUUCCCCUGAGCCCAUUUACAAUAGCGAGGGGAAGCGACUCAACACGAGGGAAUUUCGGACCCGGAAGAAGCUGGAAGAAGAAAGACACAACCUCAUCACUGAGAUGGUGGCACUCAACCCUGACUUCAAACCACCUGCAGAUUACAAACCUCCAGCAACCCGGGUAAGCGACAAGGUGAUGAUACCACAAGAUGAAUAUCCAGAAAUCAACUUUGUGGGACUUCUCAUUGGGCCCAGGGGCAACACCUUGAAGAAUAUUGAAAAGGAGUGCAAUGCCAAGAUAAUGAUCCGGGGGAAGGGGUCCGUGAAGGAGGGCAAGGUUGGGCGCAAGGACGGGCAGAUGCUGCCAGGGGAAGAUGAGCCCCUGCAUGCCCUAGUCACUGCCAACACCAUGGAGAAUGUCAAAAAGGCAGUAGAGCAGAUUCGGAACAUCCUGAAACAGGGCAUUGAAACCCCAGAGGACCAGAAUGACCUGCGGAAGAUGCAGCUUCGGGAGUUAGCCCGCUUGAAUGGGACUCUGCGGGAGGAUGACAACAGGAUUUUAAGACCAUGGCAGAGCUCAGAGACCCGAAGCAUCACAAAUACCACCGUCUGCACCAAAUGUGGAGGGGCCGGCCACAUUGCUUCAGAUUGCAAAUUCCAAAGGCCUGGUGACCCCCAGUCAGCCCAGGACAAAGCCCGCAUGGAUAAAGAAUACCUGUCUCUCAUGGCAGAGUUGGGGGAAGCUCCCGUCCCGGCUUCUGCUGGCUCGGCCUCUGGGCCUGCCACCACACCCCUGGCCAGCGCACCUCGACCUGCUGCCCCCGCCAACAACCCGCCGCCGCCGUCUCUCAUGUCCACUACCCAGAGCCGCCCGCCAUGGAUGAACUCGGGACCCUCGGAGAAUCGUCCAUACCAUGGAAUGCAUGGCGGAGGACCUGGUGGUCCUGGCGGUGGACCUCACAACUUUCCCCAUCCGUUGCCCAGCCUGACGGGUGGGCAUGGCGGUCAUCCUAUGCAGCACAACCCUAAUGGGCCCCCACCCCCCUGGAUGCAGCCACCACCACCACCGAUGAACCAGGGGCCCCACCCACCUGGGCACCAUGGCCCUCCUCCAAUGGAUCAGUACCUGGGAAGUACGCCUGUGGGCUCUGGGGUCUAUCGCCUACAUCAAGGAAAAGGUAUGAUGCCGCCUCCGCCUAUGGGCAUGAUGCCGCCACCGCCGCCUCCCAGUGGGCAGCCCCCACCCCCUCCCUCUGGCCCUCUUCCCCCAUGGCAGCAGCAGCAGCAGCAGCCUCCGCCUCCCCCGCCGCCCAGCAGCAGUAUGGCUUCCAGUACCCCCUUGCCAUGGCAGCAAAAUACGACGACUACCACCACGAGCGCUGGCACAGGGUCCAUCCCGCCAUGGCAACAGCAGCAGGCGGCUGCCGCAGCUUCUCCAGGAGCCCCUCAGAUGCAAGGCAACCCCACUAUGGUGCCCCUGCCCCCCGGGGUCCAGCCGCCUCUGCCGCCCGGGGCCCCCCCCCCUCCGCCGCCUCCGCCACCUGGUUCCGCCGGCAUGAUGAUCCGUCCCCGCGGCGGUGGCCCGCGCCAUGCGACUGAGGACUUUCCGCGCCCAUUGGUGACCCUUCCGGGGAGACAGCCUCAGCAGCGCCCCUGGUGGACGGGAUGGUUCGGCAAAGCAGCCUGACUUAUUUUUGUGGACGGAAUCGGAACACGCUGGCUCCAUAUCGUGAAUUUUUUAUUUUUUUUUUCUUCCUUUUCCUUUGUAUUUCCUUUUCUCUUCCUUUCCUCAGACUCCGUCCAAGGAGAUGCUGUCCCCGGUCUUCCGCUGCAGUUAGCCCCCUCUUCCUUCUUCCCAGGCCUAGAUUGUUGGCUUUCUGUAGUGGAGGGAGCAAAUGGAGAUUUCCCCCGUGGUGGGCUGGGUGGAAAGGCCCCUGAUACAGGGGCCUAGUGAGUGCCAGGCUCCUUCCUUCUUGGCUUGUGGGGGUUUUAGUAAGAGAGCCUGAAGAAGUUGUGUGCAGCCCCUCCCGGACACCAGCGUGGCACCCAGCCAGGGCAGUGGCAGGGCUUGGUCCUAUUUGCUCCUCCUGCUGACAGAAUAUCUUUCUUCAAUUUAUUUUAGUCCCAAAUGUCUGAAUGUUUUGUGGUGGGGGGGAGAGGGUCCCCCUCUGCUCCCUCCCUCCCCCCUUCCCUCUUCAUGGAGUGAUUAUGUGGACAAUGAUGUGUAAAGCGCUCUUUCCUCCUCACCGCUUUCUCUGCAGAAAUUUCUUUCGGCCUAUUUUUUGGUGUACAAUAAAUAAAACACUGCAUUAAAAGGGGGAUGUUCCAUUGAGUAAAACAGCA